Messenger RNA from Aaosphaeria arxii CBS 175.79, 937 nucleotides. RefSeq lists its product as uncharacterized. The coding region runs from base 308 to 781 and encodes 157 amino acids. The record is from RefSeq and is a predicted model, not a curated record. NCBI's taxonomy places the organism in Eukaryota, Fungi, Ascomycota, Dothideomycetes, Pleosporales. The transcript has a single exon.
AGCCGAACAUGAAAUACUAACCUCGAAACCCAGUUCCCCAACAAUGGCCCGCUGCUCAGCCGCAAAGGCAUCCAAGAACCCGCUUACAAACUUCGACGCCCCAGGCGAGCCCCAACCACAAGUCGGCUACGGCACACAGAGCCAGAGCGCCCUCGCUUCAGCAUAAAGAUCUUUUCUUUCUCUAAACCGCGGAAGGAAAAAUUGGUGGAAGGGGGCUCCUAAUAGGUCCCGUUUGCUUGUAAAUUCUAGAGAUGAUGCGGACGGGGCAGUAAGUGGGAAUGAUGCCCCUCUAAGAAUAGAGCGAGAUAUGAAAGCAUGGAAAGGGAGGCGAAGGAAAGGCAGAGGAGAGGAAGAAGAGCAUGAAAUUCAAACCGUCCCUGUACUGUACAUAGGCACACACCGUUAUUGGGUUAAGACACACUUUUUUUUGAACAACAAUGAUCAUUUCCAACGAAAAGUUAUCACACGUGAAGAACGUUCACGCACACGCAUGGAACGAACGUACAGGGUUAAUCAACAGGAUAGCGAGACGGUCUCACUCGUGUAUUGUAUAUUGUCUUCCAGACCCAGACCGAACAGCCAGCCAGCGUAUGUGUACAUCCAUCGUCAAAAGAUCAAUCGUUCAAAGCAUCUUAGAUGGUCGGCGACGACGACAAUGGAUAUCUUUGUUCUUUAUCUUAUCUCAUGUACUUCAUGUACUUCAUCCACCCCACCCCAUCUCGCCUCAUGCCCUCUCCGAAGUAAGCAAAAAGCCAAACAGAAAAAACGCCGGGAUAUAUAAUGCCCUCUAAAUAAUAUGAUAUAUCUCUAAUCUUUCUCUCUCCUUGUCUUCUGUCUCUUUGAAUGUCAAUAGAAAACACUCGGAGCGUUAUCUAAACAAAUGUGCCCUCGUAAGGUAUGUGCCAUCGACCGCGACUUUCCGUUGAAAAUACGUGAC